Molecule: messenger RNA, 945 nt
Organism: Hyaloscypha bicolor E
Lineage: Eukaryota; Fungi; Ascomycota; Leotiomycetes; Helotiales; Hyaloscyphaceae
Product: NAD(P)-binding protein
Exons: 3
Coding region: 1-945 (314 amino acids)
Molecular function (GO): oxidoreductase activity
Source: RefSeq, a predicted model, not a curated record
AUGACUUCGUCUGCGAAGCGCAGGCUGGCGGCGCUCAGUGAGCAACUCGUUGCACCAAUUGGGGAUCAAGGAAAAUUCGAAGACAUUCCUAUCCUGAAGAAGAUUGCCGCAGAUUCCAAUGGACCGAGAGUCAAAGGGAAGGUUGUUAUCGUGACAGGAACGAAUUCUCCCCUCGGAAUUGGUCGAGCUUCAGCACACCAGUUUGCACAGAAUGGCGCGAAAGCUGUCUAUAUCUGCGACUUCGAUGACACGAAUCUUGAGACCCAUAAGCGCGAGCUUGCUGUGCUAUACCCCAAUGUCGAAGCCCACACUCGAAGGUUUGAUGCGUCGGAUGAGGAGGCCGUUAGAGCAGUUGUUGACGAUGCUGUGAAGAAGUAUGGAAGGCUGGAUAUCUUCUUUGCGAACGCCGGUAUUGUCGGACAGCCCAAAAUCUUCUCGGAGAUCACGGCAGAUGAAUUCCUACAUACAUUGAAGAUAAAUGUUGUGAGCGUACACCUUGCUGCUAAAUACGCAGCCCCUGCCAUGAUGAUAACGUCUGCUGAGAAGAAACACCCUUCAGGCAGCAUUGUGGUGACAGCAUCGGUAGCAGGACUUCGAUCCAAUGCAGGUUCAAGUGAUUACUCUGCCUCGAAAUCUGGUGUCAUUUCUCUCGCCCAAACAAUGUCGUACCAAUUGGCUGGAACUGGUAUUCGCGUCAAUGCUAUUUGCCCAGGAGUCAUCGAGACAGGAAUGACAGCUCCUAUGUACGAAGCAGCGAGAUCUCGAGGGACAGAGAAGAAGAUUGGACAACUCAAUCCUCUGAGGAGAGGAGCUCAUGCCGAUGAGGUGGCCAGAGUCGCCUUGUUUUUGGGCAGUGAUGAGAGUAGUUAUGUGAACGGCCAGGCUUGGGCAAUUGAUGGGGGUCUGAGUGCUGGUCAUCCUUUUGUCCCUGGAAAGUUGGGAUGA